Messenger RNA from Gamsiella multidivaricata, 903 nucleotides. RefSeq names its product protein-L-isoaspartate O-methyltransferase-like protein. Gene Ontology annotation, cellular component: cytoplasm. Gene Ontology annotation, biological process: protein modification process. The transcript has 5 exons. NCBI's taxonomy places the organism in Eukaryota, Fungi, Mortierellomycota, Mortierellomycetes, Mortierellales, Mortierellaceae. Bases 135 to 812 code for a protein of 225 amino acids. The record is from RefSeq and is a predicted model, not a curated record. Gene Ontology annotation, molecular function: protein-L-isoaspartate (D-aspartate) O-methyltransferase activity.
AUGGGCUGUCUCUGUGCAGUGUACAUGUGACAAAUGCGUCUGUGUGGGGGGGAGCGGCAACAGCACUUCCUCCAGAACCCAUCGUCUUUUUCACUCUUUUCACUGCAUCCGAAUCAAUUCACACUUUUACAACAAUGGCCUGGCGAUGCUCUGGUGUCUCGAAUGCAGACUUGGUCGGUCGUCUCUUUGACGCAAAGAUCAUCCAAACGGACUCCGUCAAGCGAGCGAUGCUCGCUGUCGACCGAGCCAACUUUUCAAAGUUCAAGCCAUACGAGGAUCGACCUCAAACCCUCGGAUACAACUCCACCAUUUCUGCACCUCAUAUGCAUGCCACUGCUCUAGAGGGGUUGGCGCCGUUUUUGUUCCCUGGGGCGAAAGUGCUGGAUGUUGGAAGUGGCAGUGGAUAUUUGACAGUGUGCAUGGCUGAGAUGGUGGGUCCAGAAGGAAAGGCGGUCGGAGUAGAGCAUAUUCCAGAACUAGUCGACCUCGCCAAGCAAAACACGGCAAAAAACCACAAAGAAUAUCUAGAUCAAGGACGUGUUGUCUAUCAUACAGCAGAUGGACGCGUUGGGUUCCCUCAAGAGGCACCAUACGACUGCAUCCAUGUGGGUGCUGCAGCAGAUUCAUUGUAUGAGGAACUGGUCGGGCAGCUGAAGGCACCCGGCAGGAUGUUCAUUCCCGUGGGAGGCCGUGAUGGACAGGCGAUCUACGUGAUCGACAAGGACAAAGACGGCCGCGUUACCGAGAAAAAGACCGUGGAUGUCUGGUAUGUUCCCUUGACGGAUGUCGGGACCCAAUACAGCCGCCGCUGAGUUGAGUUGGAGCUGAGCUUGAGUCGAAGAUCUGAGCGGGCGAAGCAACUUGGCUUUUCUUUUCAAUCGGACUGCUUCUUUUGACAGCAAA